Messenger RNA from Gongylonema pulchrum, 1212 nucleotides. The record is from the annotation of a GenBank genome assembly. NCBI's taxonomy places the organism in Eukaryota, Metazoa, Nematoda, Chromadorea, Rhabditida, Gongylonematidae.
AUGAUAAACACGGGUAGAUUUUUACCGCAACAGCAAGGUGCUGCAGCAAUGGUUGGUGCCACAGCGACGGCUACAAAUAUUGGCGAGGUGCCAGCGCAGUUUUUCAGUGGAUUUCUGGAUGAUGGUCUAAUCCAUCAGCACCAGCAGCAGCAGCAACAACAACAAAUCCUGCGCCAACAAAUGCCUGGAAAUAUGCCAUCUUUGCUACAUCACCAACAGCAAAUGUUCAUGCGCCAUCAGCACGAGCAGCAGCAGCAACAGCAGCAGGGUGGCGAAGAUGCUGAAUUUGUUCGCAAAGCAAUCGAAAGUUUGGUGAAAAAACUGAAAGAUAAACGAAAUGAGCUGGAGAAUUUGAUUACCGCUGUCACAUCGGCUGGCAAACAACCCACUUCUUGUAACUAUUUUCACUUGCGUAUACAUGUAAUUUUUCAGAGAUCAUUGGAUGGACGAUUGCAGGUAGCUGGGAGGAAAGGUGUCCCACAUGUUGUUUAUGCGCGUAUUUGGCGAUGGCCUAAUGUAAAUAAGAAUGAGCUGCAGAAAUUGCCAAUCUGUGCUGUUGCACCGGAUAAUCAAGAUGUUAUAUGCAUUAAUCCAUAUCACUACGAACGCAUCGUAUCAUCAGGAAUUGGCAACAUUGAUAUGUCUACGCUACGUUUAGAUGCUCUGGCAGCGCCAGCGCAAUCAUCAUCACAACCUGUAACAGUGAAUCCUACGCCAGCCAAUGUUAUUUCUCCACAAAUUCGCCAAACACAGCCACUUCCUGUACAGCCACCGCUGCCCAUCGAACAGCACUUUACAUUGUGGUGUUUACAGAGUUCGUACUGUGAUAUUACACCACCAUCGGCACUUAGUAUGCUCCCGAGUGGUACUGCUCGAGAUGCUCAGGGAGAUCCCUGUCCUUGGUUAAGUCAAAAUUGCAUGUUAUCAGCGAAUUCAUCGAACGCGCAGCUGUAUCAGCAUUCGCAAGCAAGCUAUUCGCAAUUGAACGAAUCUUGCAACUUCCAGGGUGGUCAUUAUAGAUUGUCUGAUCACUGGUGUUCAAUAUCAUAUUACGAAUUGGAUACGCAAAUCGGUGAAGCAUUUCGAGUGCGAAAAGACCAAACUGAGGUGAGUGUUUUUUUUUCUUCUCUGGGAAGUAUGCAUUCCCAGGUCUUGCUUUUUUGGUUUUUUAAGAAAUUACUAAAAGAUAAAAAAUAUGCUUUAAAAUUUUAA